GAACGCGAGCCCGAACGCGAAAAAAGCGAUCACGUGACGAGUGACGACCUGACGACGCUUUAGGUUAGGGGUUUGUUGUCGUUCCUUGCACACUUGCAGUUGAAUGUUUAGAACGUCUCGUCUUUUCUCUUCUUUUCUCCGACGUCAAAUUAUACAUCAUCUCUUUCAUUUUAAUUGCGUAAAGUGUGAUGUAGCGUAGCUCUGCGACAAACGCGGAGAACUUGUCAUCGCGGAUCAGCUGUUCGCCAGCUGAUCACCCGGAUCGCCGCGCCGCGAGCACGUGAUCGCUCGGGAUUACUUGCGAAAAUUAUUAAUUAAUCGUUCUCUUAAUUGCGAGUCACUUUCGUACGGGGCACAGCGUGUUGAUCGCAGCGUUGAUGCACUGGAUGCACAACGUAAUGAAGUCCUUCCGCGAAGCCCUCGCGAGUGCCAGCAACAUCCUGAUUCUAACCGGCAGCGGGAUCUCCGCGGAGUCCGGCGUGCCGACCUUCCGCGGCGCCGGCGGGUUUUGGCGCAAAUACCAGGCGCAGAGCCUCGCGACGCCGGAGGCCUUCGCGGCGAACCCCUCGCUGGUCUGGGAGUUCUACGAAUACCGCAGGCAGCUCGUGAGCAAGGUCAAUCCGAACAAGGCGCACGAGGCUGUGGCGGAUUUCCAGAAGCGCAAAACAGCAGAGGGUAAGAAGGUGUCGAUCGUCACGCAAAACAUAGACGGUCUGCAUCAAAAAGCCGGGGCGACAGAUGUGUUGGAGCUGCACGGUUCGCUUUACAGAACACGCUGCACCAAGUGCGGCAACGUUGCCGUUAACGAGAACAUUCCAAUCUGCCCAGCGCUGGCAGGAAAAGGAUCUCCUGACCCGAGCAUUAUGUCCUCUGAUAUCCCAACAGAACAACUGCCACGUUGCGAGGUCAAAAAUUGCGGCGCGUUGCUGCGACCUGAUAUCAUAUGGUUUGGGGAACAGUUAGACGCGAACGUAUUGGAGAAGGCCUUUGACAUUGUGGAAACGUGCGACGCUUGUCUGGUUAUUGGAACUUCGGCGAUCGUCUAUCCAGCCGCUAUGUUUGCGCCACAAGUAGCGCAACGUAAUAUACCGGUCGCCGAAUUUAAUAUAGAAAAAACGCCAGCCACGAGACGAGUGCAAUACCACUUCCAAGGUCCUUCUUCUAUCACUGUGACAGAAGCAUUGGCGCCUUAAAAGGGUUGGAAUAUAUAAUAAAAUAAUACGUGAACUCCUUUAUAGCACAAAAAAAAUGAUUACCUCACAAUAGCAUACUUCUGUAUUGAGUCCAAGCUGAAUCAAAUAAUCCAACCAUAA
Molecule: messenger RNA, 1313 nt
Organism: Temnothorax curvispinosus
Lineage: Eukaryota; Metazoa; Arthropoda; Insecta; Hymenoptera; Formicidae
Product: NAD-dependent protein deacylase sirtuin-5, mitochondrial-like
Exons: 5
Coding region: 378-1193 (271 amino acids)
Molecular function (GO): protein-succinyllysine desuccinylase activity; NAD+ binding; protein-malonyllysine demalonylase activity
Source: RefSeq, a predicted model, not a curated record